UUCUGGAUUCGCGUCAGUUGUUGUCUUAUAUUCGAUCGAUAUGGAUUUCAAGGGAAAAGUGGUUCUUAUAACCGGUGCAAGCAGUGGAAUCGGUGCUGCCACUGCUAAGUAUCUGGCAGAGCUUGGCGCCACCGUCGUAUUGACAGGAAGGAACGCUGAAAAUUUAAAUCAAGUUGGUUCCCAAUGCGAAGCUGUAGGGAAAGCAAAACCAUUAUUAAUUGUCGCAGAUGUUACGAAAGAAGCAGACAAUGCCCGCGUGAUUGAAACAACAAUUGCGAAAUUGGGUAAACUGGAUGUUUUGGUUAACAAUGCCGGUAAAGGAACUUCGGGAUCCAUUGAGACUACUAGUUUAGCAGAGUAUGAUGACAUUAUGACAACAAAUGUGAGGGCGGUUUUCAACUUAACCCAGCUAGCUGUUCCACACUUGAUCAAAAGUAAAGGAAAUAUUGUAAACGUUUCCAGUGUGGCAGGCACAAGGUCCUUUGCAAACAUUUUAGCUUAUUGUGUUUCGAAAUCAGCUUUAGAUCAGUUCACCAGAUGUACUGCCUUGGAGUUGGCUCCGAAACAAGUCAGAGUUAACUCGGUCAAUCCAGCGGUCAUCAUAACAGACUUCCAUAAGCGACUAGGGAUGGAUGAUGUCGCGUAUGAAGCAUACUUGAAACAUUCGGCCAAGACGCAUGCGCUGGGACGCGUAGGUCAAGCUAGUGAAGUUGCAUCCGCUAUAGCGUUCUUAGCUGGAGAUACCGCCAGCUUUAUCACUGGUAUGCAGCUUUGCGUUGAUGGCGGAAAAAAUAUAAUGUGCCCACGUUAAAUAAAGUGUUUGGAACUUUUGGUUGAUUUA
This is a messenger RNA of Wyeomyia smithii (pitcher-plant mosquito), 841 nucleotides long. RefSeq names its product 3-oxoacyl-[acyl-carrier-protein] reductase FabG-like. NCBI's taxonomy places the organism in Eukaryota, Metazoa, Arthropoda, Insecta, Diptera, Culicidae. Gene Ontology annotation, molecular function: oxidoreductase activity. The transcript is spliced from 2 exons. Bases 41 to 811 code for a protein of 256 amino acids. The record is from RefSeq and is a predicted model, not a curated record.